This is a messenger RNA of Sparassis crispa, 1533 nucleotides long. Its product is annotated as mRNA cleavage and polyadenylation factor CLP1. The transcript has 9 exons. Lineage: Eukaryota; Fungi; Basidiomycota; Agaricomycetes; Polyporales; Sparassidaceae. Gene Ontology annotation, cellular component: mRNA cleavage factor complex; nucleus. The record is from RefSeq and is a predicted model, not a curated record. Gene Ontology annotation, molecular function: polynucleotide 5'-hydroxyl-kinase activity. Gene Ontology annotation, biological process: tRNA splicing, via endonucleolytic cleavage and ligation. The coding region runs from base 1 to 1533 and encodes 510 amino acids.
AUGGGUGUCAUGGAUAGUGACGGAAAACAGCAUUUUGCUGAGGGUAUUGUGGCAACCAAUACCCAGGAGUGGGUGCUGAACCCAGAAACUGAGUAUAGGUUCGAACUUGACCCUGGCACCUCACUCGCGAUCAAGCUCCUUCGUGGACACGCAGAAAUUUUCGGCGCAGAGCUUGUAGACGGCAAGACUUAUGUCUACGGCUUCGAAUGCAAGGCAGCUGUAUGUUUACCGGUUUGGACACGAUGCCGUCAUCGCAAGCACGUCACAGGCCAGCCUUCGACAGAAUACAUCUCGGAGGAGACCCCCAUGGUAGCCUACGCGAAUGUACACCUCGCGCUCGAGCAGAUGCGGGUACGCGCCUUGCGAGCGGUGCAUGGCUCACCUCCAUCAGACGACGAUGACGCGGAUAUACUCACAAACCCCGAUGCGCCGCGUGUGCUGGUAUUGGGGCCAGAGAACUCGGGCAAGACGACGAUGUGCAAGAUUCUGACGAAUUAUGCGUUGCGCACUGGACAGGAUUGGUGCCCUCUACUCGUGAAUGCGGACCCUAGCGAGGGAGGAUGGGCAGUCCCUGGAGCCAUAUCCGCUGCUUCGAUUUCUAUUCCGAUACAGACCUGCUCUUCCGCCUCCCCUCUUGGUUCGACGGCGACGUCUGCGCCCACCCACAUGUCCUCUAAUGCCCUUCUUCCUCUCGCAUACUGGUACGGCCACGCCCAGACACGACGGAAUCCGUUACUCAUGGACAGAGUGAUUCGGAAUUUGGGGGAAAACAUCAUGGAGCGGUGGGAGUCUGACACAGAAAGUCGGGUGUCAGGCUUGAUUGUCGACACACCGGCUUCUUUUGCCGCCAGCUCGGGUUCCAAUGGUGAUCACAGGCAGACCCUCAUCAAAGCUUGCGUUGAUGCAUUCAGAAUAAAUGUCAUCCUUGUAGUAGGCCACGAAAAGCUCAAUGUGGAGAUGCAGCGAAUAUACGGUAAUCGUAUGGCCGUCGUCAAGAUACCAAAAUCGGGUGGCGUGGUAGAACUGGACGCUAGCUACCGGGAGCGGAUACGCAAGUAUGAGCUACACAAGUACAUGUAUGGCCAGGUGAUUGAGCCCCCAUCUGGCCUAAGCAGUACGGUGUGCAUGCAAGGGGGCGAGCAGACGCCCGACCUCACUCUUGCGCUUUCACCGUCAUCGUCGGUAAUCUCGUUCAGCGACCUGAGAAUUUAUCGCAUUGGAGAAGAAACGAUGGCACCGGUUUCAGCACUUCCCAUUGGCGCAACUCGCGUAGUUUCCGAGAUGCAGCCGCUAGUCGUCGAUCCAGCGCUGCCCGGUUCGGGGCUGUACAACGCAGUUCUCGCACUCCUGGCCCCUCCGAACCCUGACGAGUCAGAACGCUAUGAUGAGGAAGUGCUCGACCUGCCAAUUGUUGGGUUCACCGUAGUGACUGCGUUGGACAUCCCUAACAAACGGAUGACGGUGCUGGCGCCAAGUCAGGGUUCGCUCGCGGGGCGGAUCGCUGUUGUGGGCUCAUUCGAAUGGCAGGAAUGA